This is a messenger RNA of Carassius auratus (goldfish), 2068 nucleotides long. Its product is annotated as CAAX prenyl protease 2-like. The record is from RefSeq and is a predicted model, not a curated record. The transcript has 8 exons. Gene Ontology annotation, molecular function: metalloendopeptidase activity. The coding region runs from base 181 to 1140 and encodes 319 amino acids. Lineage: Eukaryota; Metazoa; Chordata; Actinopteri; Cypriniformes; Cyprinidae. Gene Ontology annotation, biological process: CAAX-box protein processing. Gene Ontology annotation, cellular component: endoplasmic reticulum membrane.
GUCAUUAUGUGGCGCCAAAACAGUCUCCUCUCAGCUUCUUCAGACUCAGAGUACCUCCAUUGUGGACAUACACACUUAUCUAGGACAAAAACAUAGCUGACUGUGUGGUGUUUAAUGGGUCACCCAUACCUGUAGUUUUUAAGCGCAUAUAGUGGAUUUUUAGCCCCUGUCGGUCUCGCUAUGAACGACGACGAUUAUUUGAUGGGAAGUUUUCAUUCAGGUCAGCUCCGUGCUAAUAUGCCGUCUGUUCCUGAUGGACUUUGCUGGGUGUCAAUUCUCUCCUGUCUACUACUAGCGUGCUCCUAUGUUGGAAGUUUAUACGUUUGGAAAAGCGAUUUACCAAGAGAUCAUCCUGCAGUGAUAAAGAGGCGCUUCACCAGUGUACUGAUUGUAUCCGCUCUGUCUCCAGUCUUUGUGUGGGCAUGGAAAGAGUUCACAGGCAUUCAGACUGGUCCCUCAUUACUGGCUCUUAUGGGGAUCCGGUUGGAUGGUCUUAUUCUUGCUAUCAUUCUUCCACUGCUAUUGACCAUGGUGCUGUUUCUGGGUCCUCUGAUCCAACUAGCCAUGGAUUGCCCCUGGGGUUUCAUUGAUGGGAUGAAAGUCGCAGUUGACCCUUGUUUCUGGUCGCUGUGUCUGAGUGACAUGCGCUGGCUGAGGAACCAGGUUGUGGCGCCAUUGACAGAGGAGUUGGUUUUUCGGGCAUGCAUGCUUCCCAUGCUAGUACCCUGUGCAGGCCCCUCCACCGCAAUCUUCACAUGUCCACUCUUCUUUGGUGUUGCUCAUUUUCACCAUGUAAUCGAGCUCCUGCGGUUCAGACAGGGCACUGUCUCAGGGAUUUUCCUCUCUGCAGUGUUCCAGUUCUCCUACACUGCAGUAUUUGGAGCUUAUACAGCCUUUAUAUUCAUCAGGACAGGUCAUUUGGUGGGUCCUGUGCUGUGCCACUCCUUCUGCAAUUACAUGGGUUUUCCAGCGGUCAGCACGGCCCUGGACCACCCGCACCGCCUCACGAUUCUCUCCUUCUACGUGCUGGGGGUCGUUCUCUUCUUCCUCCUCAUCUUCCCCAUGACUGACCCACUCUUCUAUGGUUUUCCCACACCCGUCUGCACCCUGACCUCCACACCUGGAUCCAUCUGCUCCUGAUCCAUCCAUACCUCCAUCCAGCAUGUCAUCCAUUCCUUCUCUCCAGCCAUUUGAAAAGGGAUGGCUGUUUUGCUGCUGGUUUCACCAGGGGAGCGAGGGACUGCUGGAGAACAGGUAUGAGAAUUCACAGCCUCUGUGAGGUGGUGCGUGGAAGAACUCGGUGGAUGCAAAACAUCCUCAGGUUGCACUGACCAUUCUUUUCACCAUUCAGCCGAUGUUGCAUUAUCAAGUGACUUCAGCAAGACAAGUUAAUUAUAUGUGUCUGCAUGUUUAUAUGACAAUAUUUCAGUGUAUUUAUCAUGAGAUUGGUGCUGGGGAUAAAGAUCAGACACUAUUACGGGUUCCUAGGAGAAUUUGUAUGCUGAAAUGUGCAUUGCUGAAAUGCUAGAUUCCCUAUUUCUUUGUUGUGACAUUAGAAACUUGUUCACAUACACCGUACCUUGUUUGGUCUGGUGCCCUUACUUGAAAACGCCAUUCAUUUUUACAGAAUUAUUUAGUUUUACUCUGGAUUUUUAUUGUCUAAAUAUCACGCCAUUUAAGUCAGUUGGCUUAAAUUUAAAUAAAUGUCUUUAGGUACGCUUUUGAAGCAAUAGACCUAGAUUAAUAGGAGUUACAAAAUGUAGUGAUUGAGGACCAGAAGUGUAAUUGCCCUGGCCUGAACAUGCAGCUUUAUGUGUAGGUCUAGAUAGAAUUUCGGCCUCAUGCACUUUUCAAAUAUGAGGUCUUUUUAAAGCAUUGAUCAGUCCUGCCUUGGCUUUUUGUUAAUUAGAAAAAAAAAAAAGAUGAAAUACCAAUUACUGUUUAUAUCGUAUAGUGGAUAUUCAUUAAUAGAUUUUGACCAAAUGGUAUUUCAUUCAUAUUAAAUGUAGGACUGUGCAAAAAAUCGAAUGCGAUUUUCAUGCGCAUCUCAUCAGUAAAGACGCUCCUG